This is a messenger RNA of Oryzias melastigma (Indian medaka), 1759 nucleotides long. It is a transcript of the gene gps1, whose product is annotated as G protein pathway suppressor 1. The record is from RefSeq and is a predicted model, not a curated record. The coding region runs from base 137 to 1600 and encodes 487 amino acids. NCBI's taxonomy places the organism in Eukaryota, Metazoa, Chordata, Actinopteri, Beloniformes, Adrianichthyidae. The transcript has 14 exons. Gene Ontology annotation, cellular component: COP9 signalosome.
ACCGGAAAAGGAAUCGGAGCUUAGAGGAAGCGGAAACAGUAGGAAGGAGAGGACGGUGGAAAAGGCGUAUUUAUACUUAUUUCUUUUCCAUUAACACUGUUACAUCUCCUCAAGUAAAUUAAAAGUAGCUGUCAGAAUGCCUUUGCCCGUGCAAGUCUUUAACUUUCAGGGAUCUGUGGAACCCAUGCAGAUUGAUGCAGAUCCUCAAGAAGACCAGCAAAAUGCUCAAGAUAUCAACUAUAUUGUGGAGAACCCGACUCUGGAUCUGGAGCAACAUGCAACCAGCUACAGCGGGUUGAUGCGAAUCGAGAGGCUUCAGUUCAUAGCGGAGCACUGUCCCCAGCUCAGAGUGGAGGCGCUGAAAAUGGCGCUCACCUUUGUGCAGAGGACUUUCAACGUUGAUGCUUAUGAGGAAAUCCAUCGCAAACUGACAGAGGCCACACGGGAUCUGCAGGAUGUACCUGACACAGUGCCGGAUGGCGGAGCGGCUCCUCCUCCACUGGACUCGGCCUGGGCUGAAUCUACUAGGAAAAAAGCUUUGCUAAAACUGGAAAAGCUGGACACGGACCUGAAGAACUACAAAGGCAACUCCAUUAAAGAGAGCAUCAGGAGGGGCCACGAUGAUUUGGGAGAUCAUUAUCUGGACUGUGGGGACCUCAGCAAUGCUCUGAAAUGCUACUCCCGGGCCAGAGACUACUGCACCAGUGCUAAGCACGUAAUCAACAUGUGCCUGAAUGUCAUUAAGGUGAGUGUUUACCUGCAGAACUGGUCACAUGUACUGAGCUACGUGAACAAGGCGGAGUCCACCCCAGAAAUAGCAGAGCAAAGAGGAGAACGAGAUGGUCAGAACCAAGCUGUCCUCACCAAGUUAAAGUGUGCAGCAGGACUGGCUGAGUUGGCCUCACGCAAAUACAAACCGGCAGCCAAAUGCUUCCUCCAGGCUUCUUUUGACCACUGUGACUGUCCAGAGUUGCUGUCACCCAGUAAUGUUGCCGUGUACGGAGGCCUGUGCGCUUUGGCCACAUUUGACCGACAAGAACUCCAGAGGAACGUCAUCUCCAGCAGCUCGUUUAAGUUAUUCCUGGAGUUGGAACCUCAGAUCCGGGACAUCAUUUUCAAGUUCUAUGAAUCCAAAUAUGCUUCCUGUCUGAAGUUGCUGGAUGAGAUGAAGGAUAAUCUGCUGUUGGACAUGUACCUGGCCCCUCACAUCAAGACUCUUUACAGUCAGAUAAGAAACAGAGCUCUCAUUCAGUAUUUCAGCCCAUACGUGUCUGCAGACAUGACCAAGAUGGCUCAGGCCUUCAACACCACCGUCGCAGCUCUGGAAGACGAGCUCACCCAGCUCAUACUGGAGGGGCUCGUCAAUGCUCGAAUCGACUCUCAUAGCAAGAUCCUCUACGCGAGGGACGUGGACCAGAGGAGCACCACCUUUGAGAAAUCCCUCCACAUGGGCAAAGAGUUUCAGAGACGAGCCAAGGCCAUGAUCCUUCGAGCUGCUGUGCUGCGGAACCAAAUCCAUGUAAAGUCUCCCCCCCGAGAAGGGAGCCAGGGGGAGUUGACUCCAGCCAACAGCCAAACCCGGAUGAGCACCAACAUGUGAGGAGGACGCUGCCUUCAGAUGAGAAGAUCCCUUCAGCCACAUCACACUGCAGCUGUCUGAACCGAGCCGGCUCAGGAGUUUGAUGUUCACGGGUUAGAUUGUCAUGUGACGUGAUGUGGAGAUCAGACCCUUCAGAAUAAAAGCUGAGCAUGAGCUGCA